GAAGGCUAGUAGAUUCUCAGGCCAACAAGCUGGGUAAAGAUGAAGUCCUGAACAUGAUCAGACAUGGAGCCAGCCAUGUCUUUGCCUCCAAAGACAGUGAGAUCACAGAAGAGGAUAUCGAUGCCAUUCUUGCUAAGGGAGAGAAAAAGACAGAAGAGAUCAAAGAGAAGAUGGACAAACUGGGCGAGUCUAACCUACAGAAGCUGACGUUUGACACUGAACAGGGAUCCAUCUACCAGUUUGAGGGUGAAAACUUCCGCGAGAAGCAGAAGAUUGGCAUGAACUGGAUUGAGCCACCAAAGAGAGAGCGCAAGGCCAACUACGCUGUUGAUCAGUACUUCAGAGAGGCACUCCGUGUGAAUGAACCAAAAGCUCCCAGGGCUCCGAGACCUCCGAAGCAGCCAAACGUUCAAGAUUUCCAGUUCUUCCCACCGAGACUGUUUGAGAUCCUGGACAAGGAGAUCUACUUCUAUCGCAAGAGUAUCGGCUACCGUGUGCCCAGGAAUCCAGAGCUGGGACCUGACGCAGAGAGGAUCAGAAAGGAGGAGCAGGCCAAGAUAGACGAGUCUGACGUGUUGACAGAGGAGGAAACUGCCGAGAAGGAUGACCUGCUCAAACAGGGUUUUACUGAGUGGAACAAACGGGACUUCAACCAGUUCAUCAAGGCCAAUGAAAAAUAUGGACGUGACGACAUUGAAAAGAUCUCCAGAGAAGUGGAAGGAAAAACUCCAGAUGAGGUUAUAGACUACUCCCGGGUAUUUUGGGAACGCUGCAAUGAACUACAAGACAUUGAAAAAAUCAUGGCCCAAAUCGAGCGAGGAGAGGCAAAAAUUCAGCGGCGAAUCAGCAUUAAGCGUGCCCUGGAUGCUAAAAUGAUACGCUACAAAGCCCCGUUUCACCAGCUGCGAAUCCAGUAUGGCACAAACAAGGGCAAGAACUACACAGAGGAAGAGGACCGGUUCCUGAUCUGUAUGUUACACAAGCUUGGCUUUGACAAGGAGAAUGUAUAUGACGAGCUGAGGACCGCCAUCCGACAGGCACCCCAGUUCAGAUUUGACUGGUUCAUCAAGUCUCGAACAGCCAUGGAGCUGCAGCGGCGCUGCAACACACUGAUCACACUUAUAGAGCGAGAGAACAUGGAGCUGGAGGAGAGAGAGAAGGCUGAACGGAGACGCAAGGGCAAGUCCAGUGCACAGAAGGCUGCAAAGAGAAAGGCAGAAACUCCGACAAACAGUGCCAGUAAAGCAAAGAAGAAGAAAUGAAGAAAACACUGACGAGUGUAUCAGUUGACAGAAAGUGUACAUGAUAAUGUGUUGAAGGAUCUGUUUUAGUCCUGUGCGAUUGAAUAGAUUGAAGGCAUGGGCUGGAUUGGAACUAUUGAAGAAUAUUCAAACCUGACCUGCGGCUAUUCUAAGUUCUAUAGCAAUCACUACGGUUGAUUUCUCUAAAAAACCUACCUUGAAGGUGUUAAGUACUGUCUGGAGCAAUGAAUAUUUUUUCGGCAUUUACAACUUAUAUAUUUUAGUACAAUAAAUAUGUUUCAUUUAAUAUUUUCCUCAUUUGUGUUUGUAAGUUAGUUAGACGUAAAUUGUAUAACUAUGACCAAGCUUUCACAUUAUUUUUCAUUUCAAAUUUAUGUUGUGAUGUGUAAAUAAUAAUGUGAGUAAUAAAAUUCAACAAAACUC
This is a messenger RNA of Dreissena polymorpha, 1685 nucleotides long. RefSeq names its product SWI/SNF-related matrix-associated actin-dependent regulator of chromatin subfamily A member 5-like. Gene Ontology annotation, biological process: nucleosome organization; regulation of transcription by RNA polymerase II. Gene Ontology annotation, cellular component: chromatin; nucleus. Gene Ontology annotation, molecular function: ATP binding; nucleosome binding; ATP-dependent chromatin remodeler activity. Lineage: Eukaryota; Metazoa; Mollusca; Bivalvia; Myida; Dreissenidae. The record is from RefSeq and is a predicted model, not a curated record.